UUCCCGUGCUCCCCCAUACAUGAAAGCGAGUGUUUCCCGUGCUCCCCCAUACAUGAAAGCGAGUGUUUCCCGUGCUCCCCCAUACAUGAAAGCGAGUGUUUCCCGUGCUCCCCCAUACAUGAAAGCGAGUGAUUCCCGUGCUCCCCCAUACAUGAAAGCGAAUGAUUCCCGUGCUCUCCCAUACAUGAAAGCGGGUGUUUCCCGUGCUCCCCCAUACAUGAAAGCGAAUGAUUCCCGUGCUCCCCCAUACAUGAAAGCGAGUGUUUCCCGUGCUCCCCAUACAUGAAAGCGAGUG
Messenger RNA from Staurois parvus, 295 nucleotides. NCBI's taxonomy places the organism in Eukaryota, Metazoa, Chordata, Amphibia, Anura, Ranidae. The record is from the annotation of a GenBank genome assembly.